AGCAACGCGGGAGAAGUGCCAGCCAGCCCGGAUGCCGCUGCCUCGGGGCCUCCUGCUGCUGCUGUUCUUUGGGGCCACAGCCAUGGCUGCCCUGCCCCUGGAGGGUGGCCUCACUGGCCAAGACAGCAGGCAUAUGCAGGAAGCAGCAGAAACAAAGAAAAGCAGCCUUUUGACUUUCCUUGCUUGGUGGUAUGAGUGGACCUCCCAGGCCAGUGGCAGGCCCCUCACAGGAGGGGAAGCCUGGGAGGUGUCCAAACGGCAGGAAGGCCGGCCCCUUCAGCAGUCCACUCACCGAGAUAAAACGCCCUGCAAGAAUUUCUUCUGGAAGACCUUCUCCUCCUGCAAGUAAAACUCCACCCAUUACUCACGGAAACCGUGUAAUGAUGGACCUCAAUAAAAUGUGUUGAACAGCAGUGAUCUUCCUCUUUAGGGUAGUAUUUUCUCUUUCCCAUGUCAUUUGUAAAGUAUUU
This is a messenger RNA of Nycticebus coucang (slow loris), 470 nucleotides long. It is a transcript of the gene CORT, whose product is annotated as cortistatin. Bases 32 to 349 code for a protein of 105 amino acids. The record is from RefSeq and is a predicted model, not a curated record. The transcript is spliced from 2 exons. Gene Ontology annotation, cellular component: extracellular region. NCBI's taxonomy places the organism in Eukaryota, Metazoa, Chordata, Mammalia, Primates, Lorisidae. Gene Ontology annotation, biological process: regulation of cell migration. Gene Ontology annotation, molecular function: neuropeptide hormone activity.